AUGACAUCCACUGUGCUCAUCCAGCUAGCACUGCUGCUGUCCCCUCGGGGCUCCGUCUUCGCCAAAGCCAAGGUGAACGGAGGGAGCCCGGGGGCCCUCGGCUGGAGGCCGGGUCUGGACGAGGCGGUGCCGGGUUUCACCCGGGGCCGCCCAACCGCCCGGGCCAAAGCUCAAGAGGGCCCCCUUGUGGAAACUCCCGAGAACAGCCCCGCAACCUCCUCCCUGAGGCCUCCGAGCCCCGCCCUGGCCCCGCUGCUGGCCUCACGCCUCAGCCUGACCCCACCGCACGCAUCCCGAGCGAGUGCCACGGUGAGCCGGCGCCGGCCAGCUCCCACACGUGGGGAUGGACGACACCCGGGCCUGGCGCCACGGAGGGGCCACGAAGGGAGUGGCCACGAGCGGCGGGUGCAGGUCUGGCGGCUCCAGGGGCAGAGCUCAAGCAGAGCCUGGGCUCCUGCCCACGCUGCGGAGGCAGCCGGGAUGGCAGAGGGCAGCCGCCUGCACUGGGGACCACACUGCCAGCAGCUCCUGCCCAACAGGGCGCCCGUCACCGCUCUGCUGCCCCCACGCCUGGACGGGCCCUGGAUCUCCACUGGCUGCGAGGUGCGCCCGGGACCCGAGUUCCUCACCCGCUCCUACACCUUCUAUGCCAACCGCCUCUUCCGCGCCUACCAGUUCUACUACAGGGACCCCUCGUGCCGGGAGCCCGCCCACUCACUGCUCAUCAAGGGCAAGGUGCGCCUGCGCCGGGCCUCCUGGGUCACCCGGGGCGCCACCGAGGCCGACUACCACCUGCACAAGGUGGGCGUCGUCUUCCACAGCCGCCGCGCCCUGCUCGACGUGGCCGGGCGCCUGGACCAGAGCCGGACCGGCCGGGCCUGCGCGCGCCGCCUGCCCGCCGCCCGGACCUGGCUGCCGGGGGCCCUGUACGAGCUGCUGGGCGCCGGGGCUGAGCGGGACUGCGCGGCCGCCCUGGGCUUCACCAUGCACGAGCUCAGCCUGGUCCGCGUGCAGCGCCGCCUGCAGCCCGAGCCCCGGGACUCGCCCCGGCUGGUGGAGGAGCUCUACCUGGGGGACAUCCACACCGACCGGGCCGAGCAGCUGCACUACCGGCCCACCGGCUACCAGCGCCCGCUGCAGAGCGCCCUGCACCACGCCCGCCCCUGCCCGGCCUGCAGCCUCAUCGCCCGCUCCGACGAGCACCACCCGCCCGUGCUGCCCCACCAGGCGGCCCUGCCCCUGCGCCUGGCCGGCCGCUGGGUCAGCCCCGGGUGCGAGGUGCGCCCCGCCGUGCUCUUCCUCACCAGGUUCUUCACCUUCCACGGGCACAGCCGCUCCUGGGAAGGGUAUUACCACCACUUCUCGGACCCCACCUGCCGGCAGCCCACCUUCACCGUUUACGCAGCCGGCCGCUACACCAAGGGCACGCCGUCUGCCAAGGUUCGUGGCGGCACCGAGCUGGUGUUCCAGGUCACGCGAGCCCGCGUCACCCCCAUGGACCGGGUCACCACGGCCAUGCUCAACUUCUCCGAGCCGAGCAGCUGUGGCGGCCCGGGGGCCUGGUACCUGGGAGCCGAGCGGGAUGUCACGGCCACCAACGGGUGUGCGCCGCUGGGCAUCAGGCUCCCCCACGAGGAGUACGAGCUCUUCAAGAUGGAGGAGGACCCCCUCGGGCAAAGCCUGCUCUUCAUCGGACAGAGGCCCACCGACGGCUCCAGUCCCGACACCCCGGAGAAGAGGCCCACAUCCUACCAGGCACCCCUGGUGCUCUGUGACAGGGGGGCCUGGGGCUUCUCCAGGCCUCUGCUGCAGACGCCCGCCAGCGGUGGGGGGCUGGGUCCCCCAGCGGCCCCUCUCCCCUUCCCGCUCCUGGUUCUCGGGCUGGCCUUCCUCCAGCGGCUAUGA
Molecule: messenger RNA, 1905 nt
Organism: Physeter macrocephalus (sperm whale)
Lineage: Eukaryota; Metazoa; Chordata; Mammalia; Artiodactyla; Physeteridae
Gene: APCDD1L
Product: APC down-regulated 1 like
Exons: 6
Coding region: 1-1905 (634 amino acids)
Biological process (GO): negative regulation of Wnt signaling pathway
Cellular component (GO): plasma membrane
Molecular function (GO): Wnt-protein binding
Source: RefSeq, a predicted model, not a curated record